Molecule: messenger RNA, 1780 nt
Organism: Spinacia oleracea (spinach)
Lineage: Eukaryota; Viridiplantae; Streptophyta; Magnoliopsida; Caryophyllales; Amaranthaceae
Product: probable serine/threonine-protein kinase PBL10
Exons: 7
Coding region: 283-1470 (395 amino acids)
Biological process (GO): protein phosphorylation
Molecular function (GO): ATP binding; protein kinase activity
Source: RefSeq, a predicted model, not a curated record
GGGGGCCAACCCGCCAUUUAUUAGCUUUACCUCUUCACCUUCCUCACUUCCUUCAAAUCUCUCCUCUUUCUCUCUCUCUCUAAAACACUUUCUCUCUCAAAAAAUAGUUAGAAACUUCAGUCAGUCUUUCCCUGCAAAGUGCAAACCACCAGUCAAAGAGGUAUCUUUUGGUUCUGUUUUCUGGAUUUUGAAGACUAUCUUCGAAGCUGGGUCCUUUGUGAUCAAAACCACUAAACCAGUUUUUUAAUUGAUUUGGGUGAAUUAAUUAAUUAGUGGGUUUUGAUGGGUAUUUGUCUUAGUGCUCGAAUCAAGGCUGAAAGUCCUUCCCACACAGGGACAAACUCGAAAUAUAUUAGCAGGGAUGGACUUGAUCCGACAAUAGCAAGUAGUAAAGUCUCAUCGGCUCCUUUAACACCGAGGAGUGAGGGUGAGAUUUUGCAGUCCUCUAAUUUGAAAAGUUUCAACUUCUCUGAGCUCAAGGCAGCUACCAGAAACUUUCGUCCUGAUAGUGUGCUUGGGGAAGGCGGUUUUGGGUCUGUUUUCAAAGGAUGGAUUGAUGAGAACUCUUAUGCUGCCACCAAGCCUGGUACGGGCAUGGUUAUUGCAGUGAAGCGACUUAACCAAGAGAGCUUUCAGGGUCAUAGGGAAUGGCUGGCGGAGGUGAACUAUCUUGGGCAGCUGUAUCAUCCUAAUCUUGUCAAGUUGAUAGGAUAUUGUGUGGAAGAUGAACACCGUCUUCUAGUGUAUGAAUUCAUGCCUAGGGGAAGCUUGGAGAACCAUUUGUUUAGAAGAGGAUCAUACUUUCAGCCUCUUUCUUGGAACCUCCGCAUGAAGGUCGCUCUUGGAGCUGCAAAGGGGCUAGCCUUUCUUCACAGUGCUGAAACUAAAGUUAUAUACCGCGAUUUUAAGACCUCUAAUGUCCUCCUGGACUCGAACUACACUGCAAAACUUUCGGAUUUUGGAUUGGCCAAGGAUGGGCCAACCGGUGAUAAAAGUCAUGUAUCAACUCGCGUUAUGGGUACCUACGGAUAUGCAGCACCAGAGUAUCUAGCCACAGGUCACUUAACGGCUAGGAGUGAUGUUUAUAGUUUCGGAGUAGUUCUUCUCGAGAUGCUCUCAGGGCGAAGGGCAAUGGACAAAAACCGGCCAUCGGGAGAACACAACUUGGUGGAGUGGGCCCGUCCUUACCUUACAAAUAAAAGGAAGAUCUUCCGCAUCUUGGAUAAUCGUCUAGAGGGACAAUAUAGUUUGGAUGCAGCCUACAGAGUAUCCAGCCUUGCAUUCCGAUGCUUAUCAACUGAACCCAAGUUCAGACCCAUGAUGAAUGAGAUAGUGAAAGAAUUGGAUCAACUUCAAGAUCCUUCCAAGGAAGCUCGUAGCAGUUCUACCACAGGUGGUCGGGCUAGGAGACGAAGCACAGCAGAAAGCACCAAGAGGUCAAUAUCAGCAGUGUCGUUUCCUAGACCUUAGAACAACACGUUCUAUGCCUUACUCUUUAGCAGCUAAGAUGACAAAAUCCCUUAACAUUUUGCACAAAUUAAAUUCGGGUGAAAUUAUCUUCUCCUAUAGUAGUUUGUUUGAACCCAAGUUUCUUGGGUCAUAUUUUGCAUCAAAUAUAUUUUUGGUUGUGAAUGUACAGCUCUUGUUUCAACUAAUGUAAUUUCUUAUUUCUGAGUUAAAGAAAAGGUGAUGUAAUGAGAUGCAUGUAUUGUUUAAAGUUUAUUUUCAAAAUAUCUGUAAUCUAAUUUGAUGAUUUUUUUAUACAGUAUACUUUAUUCAA